GUUGCGGCAUUCAAGCCAGUUAGAAGUUAAAAUGGCAGCAGCUCCUCAACCUUAACUAACUAGCUAACAACUAACUAACUUACUUAAAAAUACAGAAAAAAAAAUUGAAAAACCCCAUCGAAGGUUGUGACUUUGAUUAAUUUGGGAUUAAUAAAAACGUGUUUUGCACAUAAAUUAAUUAACGAAUAUAUCCGAAACAAAAACAACUUGUAAAAAAGAUAAACCAUGGAGAAGGGCGCCAUUAAUAAUGGUUUUGAAUUGGAUCAGAAAGAUCUAACGAACAAAAAUGAUGAUCUAUAUGAGACUGAUGUUCCAGUGGAAAUUUUGACCACACAAAAUGGAGACCUUGCACAGGAUAAUAAAGCUAAAAUUACGAAAUGGAUUAAAACAUUUCUUAAAUAUUUUAUACAUAUUGUAGUUAUUGGAUAUUUUUCAUAUGCUGCCUAUCAUUAUCAUGAUGUUUCCUACUAUGAGUGCACUUGGAAUAGCAGUCAUUUGCUGUGUGGCAUACAAUUCUGUUCAGGAUUUGGAAUGCUCAUCCUGCUAAUGAGUUUUACCUAUUUGGGAUUGUUUUACUAUUACAUUUUCAAGCCAAAAGUGGGACGUAGUCUGCAUAGAAACUAUUUAGUGCCACUAUCAGACAAAUGGAUCAAAUUUAGCCGCACCACAGUUGUCUCCUUGGUGAUGAUUGGCAUACUGCUGGCAGCUCUUGCCGUAUUCCUUUACUUUGAGACGCGAGAUGAACCACAGAAAUUGGUUUCGCUGGUGGCUCCUUGCUUCUUUAUAUUCUGUGGCUAUGUUUUCUCCACAAAGCGUAGUGCCAUCAAAUGGAGGAUUGUCAUCACUGGCAUCACUUGCCAAUUUAUUUUGGGUGUCAUCUGCAUCCGUUGGGAGGUGGGACGCCAGAUAUUCGAAUGCCUGGGCAAUAAGGUGGCCACGUUCUUGAACUAUGCCAAGGAGGGUAGCCAAUUUGUGUUUGGCGACUUCCUAAUUGAUGCGGAUGUCUUUGCUUUUGCCAUCUUGCCGGUGAUAUUCUUCUUUAGUUUCUUCAUAUCGAUUCUUUAUUAUCUCGGCACCAUGCAAUGGGUGGUCAUUAAAUUGGGAUGGAUUCUCCAAUCCAUUUUGGGCACCACAGUGUGUGAAAGUGUGACGGCAGCAGCAAAUAUCUUUCUGGGAAUGUCCGAGAGUCCAUUGCUGAUACGUCCGUAUAUUAAUAAAUUGACGAAAAGUGAAAUCCAUAGCAUAAUGGUGUCAGGAUUUGCCACUGUAUCGGGAACAGUGUUGGCUGCAUAUUUAUCCUUUGGUGCUUCAGCAGCUCAUCUGAUAACCUCCUCGGUGAUGGCUGCUCCAGCCACAUUGGCCAUAUCCAAGCUAUAUAUGCCCGAAACGGAAGUAAGUCAGACGACAUCCGAGUCCAUAGAGCUGGAGAAGACACAAGAUUCCUCCAUAUUGGAUGCAGCUUCCAGUGGAGCCACAAAUGCCAUACCCAUUGUUCUGGGCAUUAUAGCGAAUAUUGUGGCUUUUGUUGCCUUCGUUGCCUUCCUUAAUGGCAUUGUCAAUUGGCUUGGCUUUCUGGUGGGUCUGGAUGACAUUGAUUUCGAAUGGAUAUUCUCUAAAUUAUUCAUUCCUCUCGUUUGGGCCAUGGGUGUGCCUAAGCAGGAUUGUGAUAUCAUAGCCAAAGUGGUGGCCACCAAGACCAUAAUCAAUGAAUUUGUUGCCUACGAACGUCUGGGCGAAUAUAUUGAAUCGAAUCAGAUUACAGCUCGCAGUGCCGGCAUAGCCACAUUUGCCAUUUGCGGUUUUGCCAAUCCCAGUUCCUUGGGCAUACUCAUUGGCUCUUUGAGUGCCAUGGCUCCACACAGACGCGCCACCAUUACCAGUGUGGCGUUUCGUGCCUUUGUGGUGGGCAGCAUUGUUUGUUUCAUUUCUGCCAGCUUUGCAGGCAUACUAAUCCAAGAGGAGGAGACGCAAUAUGCUUAUGAUAAAAUUUUCGAAAAAUUGGGUCGUAGAAAUAACACUCUAGUUUAAUUUUAGUCCCCCUUAAGUUUUUAAUAAAAUCAAUGUUAUUUAUUUGUAAAACAA
This is a messenger RNA of Drosophila willistoni, 2082 nucleotides long. It is a transcript of the gene CNT2, whose product is annotated as solute carrier family 28 member 3. The transcript is spliced from 9 exons. Gene Ontology annotation, cellular component: membrane. Lineage: Eukaryota; Metazoa; Arthropoda; Insecta; Diptera; Drosophilidae. The record is from RefSeq and is a predicted model, not a curated record. Gene Ontology annotation, biological process: nucleoside transmembrane transport. Gene Ontology annotation, molecular function: nucleoside:sodium symporter activity. The coding region runs from base 226 to 2028 and encodes 600 amino acids.